This is a messenger RNA of Necator americanus (New World hookworm), 3219 nucleotides long. RefSeq lists its product as uncharacterized. The record is from RefSeq and is a predicted model, not a curated record. Gene Ontology annotation, biological process: chloride transmembrane transport. NCBI's taxonomy places the organism in Eukaryota, Metazoa, Nematoda, Chromadorea, Rhabditida, Ancylostomatidae. Gene Ontology annotation, molecular function: protein dimerization activity; chloride channel activity. Gene Ontology annotation, cellular component: plasma membrane. The transcript is spliced from 30 exons. The coding region runs from base 1 to 3219 and encodes 1072 amino acids.
AUGGUCGCUGCACGAUGGUCACAACGGAAAGGUGGUUAUGGAGGAGACUGUACUCGUUUCUUAGCGAGUUAUCCUCUCUUUGCCGUGUGCGUACUGAAUAAAGUGCUAGAUCUUCCGCAAUUCACUUGUUUCACUGUUGCAUUGGAUACGUUCACGGACGUCUCGCAUCUACUCAGGAUGGAUAGAGAUGCGGCGAAUUCGGUGCCUCUUCUACAGCUCAAGUCCCAGGACGACGUAGACGUAUCCAGCUACGCGGAUAUGGGUGGUGAUGGGACAAUUAUUAUCGGCCCAUCUGAUAUACCACUGGAUAAUGUGCUAGAGAAAACCUAUAGUCACCAGCCGAAAGAGCUGCAAGAUUUCUUCUGUUUAGAAUGGGACAAAAGCUGUUUUUUUUCGGACGGAAAACGGCAGAUUGAUUAUGUUCUCGCAUAUGAAGAAGACAAUAACAACGAUGCAACUAGUGGUUCCCCUUCAAGUGCUGAAAUUGACCAAGAUGAUGAGAAUGAAGAUAAGAAUAGCCCCAAUAGCGCAGGUAGUGCCAAGGAAAAGAAACAAAAUCGCCGUUUUUACUUCGAAAACAAUCUUCGGAAGAUGGGACUAGAAAUUGAACGAGUGAUAAUUUCACCAAUGCUUGGUCGUACGCAUUUCGUUCUUCUUCACGCGCCUUUUCCUGUUUUGGAGAAGCAGGCCCAACUGCUUACUGUGAAACUUCCUGUACAACAAAGUGACGUGGAUUUUCAAGAUCGAACAUCUCUACCUGGUCUUUUGGAUAGUAUUCUUUCUCGUGUCGGGAUUUUCGAUUUUGACGAACGUGUCAAGAAAGUUUUGGAAGAACCGGAUUUUUUCACUGCACCAUAUUCUAGUGAUAGGAGGAAACAAUUUGUUAAUUGGGAUCGACCGGAUCUCCUCUUCCCACAUGCUGAACGGUCACGAAUGGUAUACGAUCUACUUACUCGAGCCCAUUAUGAUGAGCCUAAUCCAGAAGGAAAGAAGAAGGGCCAGAAUUAUUAUCGGUUUGGUAUUGAGCGGUUGUUAGCUCAAGGGGUGUACAGUGCCGCUUAUCCUCUUCAUCAGACAAUCAGAAAUGACUGUGCAUCGAAUAGAGGAAGCGAAAUUUCUCAAAGAGAACUACUUUACAAUCAUUGGGUAUCUUGGAGGAAUAUACUUAAAUAUCAGCCACUCGAUUGUAUCAAGAGGUAUUUUGGCACAAAAAUUGCGUUUUAUUUUGCAUGGCUUGGAUACUACACUAGAUCAUUGUAUUUGGCUGCUUUUAUUGGGAUACUAUCUGUGCUUUUUGCUAUCGUUAACGUAUCAGAGGACGUCGUUAGCAAUGAUAUUUGCGGACAUGAUGGUGUUGGAGCGAAAACGCUGAUCUGUCCUCAGUGCGAGAAUUACUGUGAUUUCCAACCGUUGAAUAAUAGCUGCUUGUAUGCAAAGAUGUCAUAUAUUGUUGAUAACGGGAGUACUGUAGUGUUUGCUGCACUAAUGAGUGUAUGGGCAACAUUGUUUCUGGAGGGUUGGAAGCGAUAUCACGCAGAAAUUGCCUGGAAGUGGGGUUUGCUGGACUUUGUGAUUGAAGAGGACACAGUGCGACCAGAGUUUCAAUAUCGUGUUAAAACAAAACGCUUCAAUCCAGUAACUCAACAGGACGAGCCAUAUUUGUCAGGGAAAAAGAAGUGCGCUAACUUCUUCGCGGCUAUGAUCACUGUUUUGUUUUUCAUGUGCCUUGUGCUUGCUGUGGUCUUUGGUAUGGUCGUAUAUCGGGUGAUCUGUAUGCAACUAUUGGCUAGUAUGGAUAAUCCAACCGUAGACUCUCUCGCAUUUCUCAUUGUUUCCGUCACUGCGGCCACCAUUAACUUGAUCGUCAUCAUAGCAAUGAACUACUUCUAUAACUCUCUUGCCCAUCGUUUGACCCGUUGGGAAUGCCCAAGAACUCAGGCAGAUUUUGACAACAGCUAUACUUUCAAAGUAUUUCUAUUCCAAUUUGCUAACUAUUAUUCUUCGUUGUUUUACAUCGCUUUCUUCAAGGGGGUCCUAUCACAACUUCCUGGCACUAAGGACCACGACGGUAACGUGAAAAUCGCCGGAUACAGACUAGAGGGAUGCGACCCUGCUGGCUGUUUUGUUGAGUUGGUAAUCCAACUUGCGAUCAUAAUGUGUGGAAAACAAUUCUUUUCGGCAUUUGUGGAAUCCGCAUAUCCAAAAGUCAUGAGUCUCCUACGAAAGUGGCAAUUAAUGGUGCCAAUUGUAGAGACAAAACAUCAGCGGAAAGAGCGUAUCAGAGAGGAGAGCUGCAAGAAAGCUGGACGGGAAAUGACUAGAUGGGAAGCUGAUUAUUACUUAAAUCCGACCUAUGAUCAAUUCCUCUUCGAUGAGUAUUUAGAGAUGGUGCUACAAUUUGGAUUUUGCACGCUAUUCGUGGCUGCUUUUCCUCUUGCUCCUUUGUUUGCUGUUUUUAACAAUAUAUUGGAGAUCAGAUUGGAUGCUUAUAAGUUCUUGUUGAAUGCUCAAAGACCUAUGCCUGCUCAGGCCAGAAAUAUUGGUGUAUGGUUGAAAAUCCUGGACGUGAUUAGCAAAUUCAGUGUGACCAUCAAUGCACUAGUGAUAGCGUUCACUUCGGAUUUCGUACCGAAAACCAUGUAUUACCUCGCAAAGCAUUCAAUGAUUGGCUAUGUGGAUUCAUCGCUGUCAUAUUUUGAUGCAAGUGAAUUCAACAUCAAGUCUUCCCAAUUUCAUCACAUCCCUGUGUGUAGGUAUCGUGGAUGGCGUCGCACACCCUGUUCGCUGAUGAACGAGACCACUACUGUCUAUGGGACAGAAAGUUGUGAUGAUAACCUGGGAUUGUCUAUGGAAUGGUGGAAAGUAUUCGCAGCACGGCUGUUGUUCGUGGUCGUUUUUGAACAUGUGGUGUUCAUCAUCAAAAUAACAGUCGAAUACCUUAUUCCGGAUGUUCCUACUAAAAUCUUCGUCCAACAACAAAGGGAGAAGUAUUUGCUACGAAAAGCUCUACUGAACGAUCUUGCUUCCAAUAGAGAGACUGCAAAUGGACACUCGGCGGCUGCACGAAAAGCGGCCGCGAAUGGUGAUAGUAUCGAGACGGCUUUCCAGCCCGGGGCUUUUACGGAUAACGAUGAUGAGGAGGAACCUCGUAAAUUGUCAAAUUCAUCAUUUGUAACUGCACAACAGGGAAGCGAGAGCGUUUUGAACAUGAAGAUAUAG